UUGAUUAGAGGACUGAGUGUGGGGACUUGAAUCGGGUAUAUAUCUUUAACAACUGACUUGGUCAUGCUAGCUUAGCAUUUGUAAAUUUAGUCUAUGAAGUCACGGGAACUGGAGUUGUUGCUCAGGGUUCAAAUGUCUUGUACAUUGUCUAGAAUGCACAUCGCAGCAUGUUCUUCUUUUGUUAUUUUCUUGCAAGUCACCGUUAAGGAGCAGGGCCAAUGCCACAUCAACUGUAGUAUCACAUGGUUAGCAGUUUGAUGUUGAGAGACUUUCAUUACAUAAAAUAUGAGACUAGUCCAACUUCACCUUCCUGCUUUAGUUAUCAGAUAAUCUUUCAAAUGCAGAGCCAAAGAUGAUGCAAAGUUGGUCUAGGAUUUUCUUUUCUUAGUCCUCUCAUUGAUAGGUUAAAUAGAAAAUUAGCAGGAUUUUUGGCAGGAUCUAAGCCAGGGACAAAGAAGGAAACAUGUUCUGCCAACUAAAACAAUGGAGUUUCCUUAAACUUAUCAACCACCUGUAUCUCUAUCAUCUGUUCAUACAUUGAUUUAUCCGGUGAUUAUGAUUUCCUAAAGGGGCUUAAAUCAAUCAAUUCAGCUUCGUUCAAAGCCUUCUGGAAAAUCUUGUUCUGCCAUAAACUUGAGCAUAGCAUGUCUUCAGCUUCAAGUCCGAUACCAGCUCAACAGCUUCAACCAGAAGGCUUUUCGCAGUGGAAUCCAUAUGUGAUUGGUUCGGUUAUUGUUGUCUGCACUAUCAUUGUCUUGUUCAGCUAUUACAGAAUACUAAUACGACUUUGCUGCGCGCUGAAUGCUCUAACUUUCUCUGAAAACCGAGUUCAAAUGAGGCGGAUAAGUGAGAAUAACCCGGAAGAUUCAUCGUUGCAGUAUAACUGUCAUGGACUGCAAUCUACCAUCAUGCACUCCCUACCAAUUUCUCAGUACAAGAAGGGGAAGGAAGAGGAACCAAGAGCAAGCAACUACGAAUGUGUAGUUUGCUUGGGGGAAUUCGAUGAAGGGGAGUGGCUGAAACAUCUACCAAACUGUGCUCAUGUGUUUCAUGUUGCCUGCAUUGACACUUGGUUUCAGACACACUCAAAUUGCCCCAUUUGCAGGUCUCACGUCCAUGAUUCAGGUCAUGAACAUUCCAUUUCCAUGAACACAAUGCUGGAGAGUCUCAGGAGGGAAGACUUUCCAUGACAGAACAGAGCAUAAUAAAUCCGAAACUCUUUACCAGAACCAGAAGAAAAGGCGCUUGACUUGUUUCACGUCAUGUAGAAAACAUCAGUAGCCUCGAGGGAUUUCCUGCAGGAAGCCAAGAAGCUGAUGAUUUCCAUGAAAUUGAUAUUUCUGUGGAUUAGGUUCUUCAGGCAACAGAUUAUACAAGCCGAGUUCGCCACUUUUUGCCGAAGAAAAGAGGCUCUAACUUGCAGCAGCGCAACAGGAGAUAUCAUUUCUUGAAAAAAUGCAAAUGACAUUGUAAGUUCAAAUUCGAUGGUGGAUGGUAACCUUUUCGCUUGAUGUUAAGG
Manihot esculenta (cassava) is the source of this 1519-nucleotide messenger RNA. RefSeq names its product RING-H2 finger protein ATL1. The record is from RefSeq and is a predicted model, not a curated record. Gene Ontology annotation, molecular function: transferase activity. The transcript has a single exon. The coding region runs from base 645 to 1190 and encodes 181 amino acids. NCBI's taxonomy places the organism in Eukaryota, Viridiplantae, Streptophyta, Magnoliopsida, Malpighiales, Euphorbiaceae. Gene Ontology annotation, biological process: protein ubiquitination.